GCAGAACUGGCAGUGACCCUGGUAUUUAACCACCACACCCAUUUCACUCCACGUCGCUGAGACUCUUCUAGGCAUCAUCGCGUUACUGCUCACUUAGGAGGUGCAAGAUGAUGGUCAGUGAGUUUCUGGGUCAACUCACACUUAAUUUCGGGUCCAGUGAGCCAACAUACCCCACUGUGGUCCCUGUACCUGACUUCGAUCCUGACAAAGAUGCUGCUAGAAUUGAGACUGCUAUCAAAACAAAAGGCGUGGACGAACAGACCAUUAUUCAGGUCCUUACCAAACGGACAUAUGGCCAAAGACGAGAAAUUGCGUUUGCAUAUGAGAAGAGAGCCAAGAAGGAUAUGAUUUCUGCUCUGAAGGGGGCGCUGUCUGGCUCACUGGAGACUGUAAUUUUGGGAUUAAUGAAGAGCACUGCUCAGUAUGAUGCUUCUGAGAUCAAGGCCUCUAUAAAGGGUCUGGGAACAGAUGAGGAGAGCCUGAUCGAGAUCCUGUGCUCUAGAAGCAAUGCAGAGCUGAUAGAGAUUAAGAAAGUGUAUAAAGAACUGUUCAAGAAGGACCUGGAGAAGGACGUGGCUGGAGACACCUCAGGAGAAUUCGCCAAGCUGCUGAUCGCUCUAGUCCAGGUCAAGCGGGCUGAGCCAAGCAGUGUUGUUGACUAUGAGAAAAUUGAUGAAGAUGCCCGGGCUCUGUAUGAAGCUGGUGUGAAGCGGAAAGGCACCGAUGUCAAAACGUGGAUCACCAUCUUCACAGAGAGAAGCAUCCCUCAUCUGCAGAAAGUGUUUGAGAGAUACAAGAGCUACAGUCCCUAUGAUAUGCAGGAGAGCAUCAGGAAGGAGGUGAAAGGAGACCUGGAGAAAUCCUUCCUCACCCUGGUUCAGUGCUUUGAAAACAAACAGCUUUAUUUUGCCAGCAAACUCAAUGACGCCAUGAAGAGCAAGGGAGCCAAGGAGAAAGUGGUAACCAGGAUCAUAGUGUCGCGCUGUGAGGUGGACCUGAAGAAGAUAAGGACUGAGUUUAAGGCCCAGUUUGGGAAGUCUCUCUACCAGACCAUCAUUGAGCACACUAAAGGAGACUAUCAGAAAGUCCUGCUGGGUCUGUGUGCGGGAGACGACUAGAAUGGACCAGGACACGCGUCCUCCAGCUGGCUCUGCUGUUGUGAAGCUCCAUGUCCCAGACUGCACUGUCUCUGGCCCUAUUGGACACCCAGACUCAUCUGUCAUUCUAGCUUCAUGGAUAUUCUCUUUAUAAUCUCUUAAACUGGACACACAGCAAUGCACUGUGUCUUGGAAACAUAUACUGUAGACAACCACAUGUGUAACACUUUUAAGUGAUUUUAUAUAUCACAUAAAUAAAGGGACGAUACUGUAUUAAUCUGU
This is a messenger RNA of Electrophorus electricus (electric eel), 1379 nucleotides long. RefSeq names its product annexin A2. Gene Ontology annotation, cellular component: vesicle membrane; cytoplasm; nucleus. The record is from RefSeq and is a predicted model, not a curated record. NCBI's taxonomy places the organism in Eukaryota, Metazoa, Chordata, Actinopteri, Gymnotiformes, Gymnotidae. Gene Ontology annotation, molecular function: calcium-dependent phospholipid binding; phosphatidylserine binding; phospholipase inhibitor activity.